Seminavis robusta is the source of this 1145-nucleotide messenger RNA. The record is from the annotation of a GenBank genome assembly. Lineage: Eukaryota; Bacillariophyta; Bacillariophyceae; Naviculales; Naviculaceae.
UUACCAAACGGGACUUGCCUUGGUCUUGUAACCGCCAGUCACACUCUUUCAGCAGCAGGCACCUCGCAACAGAAGACCAGCAUCAACACAUCAACGCCACCAAAACCCAAGAAGAAGCCGACAAAGAAAGUCCCGCUGCUCACGACCGACUAUAGCUACUCACUACUAGCUAGCAGACGACAACCCACAAACAACAGUAGCAACACGAACCAAAGGUAGUAACAACAACAACAAGAUGACCAUCGUGUACGCCCUCGUUUCGAGGGAAAAGACAGUCCUUGCCGAAUACACGGCUCAAAGCGCCACUGGCAACUUUCCUACCGUCACACGAGUCUUGUUGUCCAAGAUUCCAUCGGAAGAUGGUCGUCAAACAUAUGUCUAUGAUGACUUUCUCUUUCAUUACGUUGUAGAAGCGGGAAUCUGUUUUCUCUGCAUGUCGGACGAACUCAACAAACACCGCAUCCCCUACGCCUUUUUGAACGACAUGAAAGACCGCUUCUUUGGAACCUACGGACGCGACGACCCGCAGCAUGCCAUUGCCUUUGCUUAUAAUGAUGAAUUCGCCCGUGUCAUUCAAGAACGCAUGGAUUUCUUCAAUUCCGAAGAAGCCGAUCGAACCAUUGAUAGUCUGGGUGCCGUCAAGAGUCAAAUUGACGAUGUCAAGGGAGUCAUGGUGCAAAACAUUGAACGAGUCUUGGAACGAGGAGAAAAGUUGGAAUUGUUGGUCGAACGCACCGAUCGACUCAACCAGCAAGCCUUUCGAUUCGAAGCGUCCAGUCGUAGUCUACGACGAACCAUGUACUGGAAACAGAUACGUUGUCGUAUCAUGAUGGGACUCGGUGCCGCCUUUUUGAUCUUUGUCCUUUCGGCUACUGCCUGUGGUGGAUUGGAUUUCCACCGAUGCCGUCGUCAUUGAUGAUGGAUCUCAUCACACGCAUCACACAAACAACUAACCAAAAGCACCAGAGAGGCGAGCGAAAGAUCGGUUUUCUCUUCUUUCUUUUGGGGGGCUGUGACCAGAGGCACAGCCGACGAGCCAAAUCCAGUCUAACAACAAUCAGCAGCAGUAAUGCAGAUCCUUGCAUCCAUGUUUGUUUCAUUCCAUUCAUCCUUAAUAAAGUACAUAAUUGGCAAAUUUGAACCCG